AUGAAUUCCUUUUGCGGAGGUCUGUUGUUUGCCCUUUUGGUGGGAGCCAGUUGGGCAGCUCCUCAUGGAGGACAUGCCACCAGCUACAGCUCGGUGACCAAACACGAAGGACCUGUCCACAAGAGCCUGGGCUACGGAUACGAUCACGAUGUGGUCAGUGCCUACGGUGGCAUCUACGGACACGGCUAUCCGAGUCUCGGCCACUCGGGCUACGGAUACGGAUACGACAAGCACGAGCCCCACCACUAUCCCAAGUACCACUUCGACUACGGCGUCAAGGAUGCCCACACCGGAGACCAGAAGAGCCAGUGGGAGACGCGGGAUGGCGACAAGGUGAAGGGCAGCUACUCCCUCAAGGAAUCCGAUGGCACCACCCGAGUGGUGGAGUACACCGCCGAUGACCACAAUGGCUUCAAUGCCGUGGUGAAGAAGCUCGGCCACGCCCACCACCCCCAGGUCUACCACAAGGGCUACGGACACGGCGAUGUCUACGGCGCCGACUACGGCUACGGUCACGAUGUGGCGCACUUCGGCGGAUACGGACACGGACACGGAGGCCACGCCAGCAGCUACGUGAGCGUGAAGCAGCUGCACUAG
Drosophila teissieri is the source of this 597-nucleotide messenger RNA. RefSeq names its product adult-specific cuticular protein ACP-20 (gene Cpr76Bb). NCBI's taxonomy places the organism in Eukaryota, Metazoa, Arthropoda, Insecta, Diptera, Drosophilidae. The transcript has a single exon. Bases 1 to 597 code for a protein of 198 amino acids. Gene Ontology annotation, cellular component: extracellular matrix. The record is from RefSeq and is a predicted model, not a curated record.